CUGUCCGGUCGUCGUCAGUCUUCUGACAAUUAUAUAAAAUGAAACGUUCCAAUAAUGUUUUAAAGUAAACCUUCCUUUAGAAGGAAAGACAAGGGAACCUCAAGGAACAAAACAAAAAAAACUGUCGAUUCAGUUUUUGUUGGAAGCUUCUGAAAUAUUCUUCGUGGAUCGAAUUUCCCAGUCAGGCGAAAUAAGUUUGGAUAUGACUAUUUAUUCAAGUUCCUUAGCAGUAUUUCUACUGUCGUAUAUCUGUCAUGAUCGUGGUUAUUUGGUGACACAAGAUGAAUUGGACCAAACUUUAGAGGAGUUCAAAGACCAGUUUGGUGACAAACCCAGUGAACGUCGACCAGCCCGCAGUGAUUUGAUUGUUUUAGUGGCUCACAACGAUGACCCUACAGAUCAAAUGUUUGUGUUUUUCCCUGAGGAUCCUAAAGUUGGAAUCAAAACCAUCAAAACUUAUUGCCAAAGAAUGCAAGAAGAGAACAUCACUCGUGCCAUUAUUGUAGUCCAAGCUGGUAUGACUCCAUCUGCAAAACAAGCUCUGGUAGACAUGGCACCAAAAUAUAUUCUGGAACAGUUUUUGGAAGCAGAAUUAUUGGUAAACAUCACAUCACACAUGUUGGUUCCAGAACAUGUUGUGAUGACACCCGAAGAGAAGUCUGAACUGUUGCAGCGAUAUAAGUUAAAGGAAUCACAACUGCCCCGUGUCCAACAAGGGGACCCUGUUGCCAGGUAUUUUGGACUGAAGAGAGGUCAGGUUGUGAAGAUAGUCCGGCCCAGUGAAACAGCUGGCCGAUACGUAAGCUAUCGCCUUGUGGUCUGAUGGACAGAGAGGAGAGGCACUUUAUUCACCAUCACUCAUCUCUAUCAACAACAACAAUGGCUUAAUCUCUCCUUCUUGCUCUAAUGCCACAACCAACUGACCAACCCCAGUGGAAAGGGAAAUGGCUUCUUCGGCUUUCAACAAUAUCAUAUUGUGAUGAGCAGAGGGAAAUUUUCCUUGUUGUGUACUUCUGUCUUCUUUCAUUCACAUCAUCAUCAUCAUCAAUGUUAGGCAAUAAAUUUUCUUUAAAAAAAA
Molecule: messenger RNA, 1078 nt
Organism: Octopus bimaculoides (California two-spot octopus)
Lineage: Eukaryota; Metazoa; Mollusca; Cephalopoda; Octopoda; Octopodidae
Product: DNA-directed RNA polymerases I, II, and III subunit RPABC1
Biological process (GO): transcription elongation by RNA polymerase I; transcription by RNA polymerase II; tRNA transcription by RNA polymerase III
Cellular component (GO): RNA polymerase I complex; RNA polymerase II, core complex; RNA polymerase III complex
Molecular function (GO): DNA binding
Source: RefSeq, a predicted model, not a curated record